Mesorhabditis belari is the source of this 666-nucleotide messenger RNA. Lineage: Eukaryota; Metazoa; Nematoda; Chromadorea; Rhabditida; Rhabditidae. The record is from the annotation of a GenBank genome assembly.
AUGCUUUCACACGUCUUGCUCAUCAUCGCUACUGUAAUCGGUAGCGUAUGGGGUCAAAGCAAGUGCGAUGAUGGUCUGUACUCAACCUGUCAGACAACUCUCAACGACGCACUUCAAAUCAACAACACACAACCGUGGCGCAAUCCGGCUCUCUGGAGAGAUGAUGUUGAGCAAUAUUUCCGCAGUGGCUUCGAUGGGACUCGUGUCGUUUGCAAAGCCUUUCGGGAGUUCAAGAACUGUUUGGGGGGUAACUACACAGUGUGCACUUCAGCCGCUCACUAUAUCCAGGCCGGUGCAGCUGAAGUCGAUAAUGCCUACAUUUUCUCGUCGAUCUUUAAUGAAAUGCAUUACGUGUGCGGAGCUGGACUUCAAGUUGCCGCUUUGAACGACGCUUGUUUCCAGGCAACGUGGCAAAAUUUCGGUUCAACGAUUAGAUCGUGUCGACAAGCUUGGGAAUCCAUCGUUAAAGUAACACCCGGCGAUGCGUGUUUCCAAGCCAACAACAUGCUGGGCUGCAAUGAGGACUACUUUGGUCGACAAUGCGGAAAGACAAAUCAAGCAGCUAUGUUCUGGGGUUGUGAGUAUGCGAGAGUGCAAGUUUUCACUCGUUUCCCUCAAUGUCUCAUCUCAUGCUCAUUGCCAAUCGCCGGUGGUGGUGUCGGAAAA